UCUAAUUUGCGUUUUAGUGGGAAAUAUUUUCAAAGCUAUGCCGCCCGGGUGCUGCGCGACGGCGGCGGCGGCGAUCGCCUCCAUCGCUCCUCCACGGAUUUCUUCGAAUCGCGGCGGGUCGAAGAGAUCGCAAUGCAACCGCGGCGGAAUCGCGAGGGCGAAGUUUGCAUUGCCGGCGCUUCCCUACGAAUCGAGUGCGCUGGAGCCUUACAUGAGCAAGAAGACGCUGGAGGUCCACUGGGGAAAGCACCAGCGAGGAUACAUUGAGAAUCUAAACAGGCAAAUCGCAAAUACUCCGUUCGAGGGCUAUCUCUUGGAAGACAUUGUCAAAAUAAGUUACAAUAGAGGAAGCCCCCAACCGGCAUUCAACAAUGCAGCGCAGGCUUGGAAUCACGAUUUCUUCUUCACUUCUCUCAAGCCUGGAGGUGGCAAAUCUCCGACUGGCGAGAUUGCCGAGCUUAUUGACAAGCAGCUUGGCUCUUACGAUAAUUUUGUCAAGGAGUUCAAGCUCGCGGCAGCUUCUCAAUUUGGUGCUGGUUGGGCAUGGCUUGCUCUGAAGGAAGCGAAGCUGGUCGUUGAGAAAACUCCAAACGCUAUUAAUCCUCUCAUUUGGGAUCACAUUCCAUUGCUUGUGCUCGAUGUUUGGGAGCACGCUUACUAUCUCGAUUUCCAAAACAACAGGCCAGACUACGUGUCUACAUUCCUGGAGCAUCUAGUAAACUGGGACAUCGUGAAUGCGAGACUGGAUCGAGCCAAAGCGUUCAUGAACUGGGGAGAGCCGGAUUGGGACCUCUUCGACAAGGAUGCAGAUAUCUUAACUUACGAGGAGGCCGGGAUCGACGUGGUUGAAGAUUCAAGCUGAGAAAAGCAAGUGAAGCUCCUCAAGCAACAUGGCUGCAGACAAACUCUGCAAAAGCGGAUGCAACAGCUCGCCAGCCACAGGAGGACGAAGGACAAGAAACAAACUAUUUCAUCGCUUAUACUUAGAUCUGACACGGAAAGUUUUAGACGAGUAAAGCAAGCAGCUAAACGAUCAAUCAAAACUAGCAGAGUGGGCUAGCUUGUUUGCUGCU
Selaginella moellendorffii is the source of this 1073-nucleotide messenger RNA. RefSeq names its product superoxide dismutase [Fe], chloroplastic. Bases 38 to 862 code for a protein of 274 amino acids. The transcript has 8 exons. NCBI's taxonomy places the organism in Eukaryota, Viridiplantae, Streptophyta, Lycopodiopsida, Selaginellales, Selaginellaceae. Gene Ontology annotation, biological process: superoxide metabolic process. Gene Ontology annotation, molecular function: metal ion binding; superoxide dismutase activity. The record is from RefSeq and is a predicted model, not a curated record. Gene Ontology annotation, cellular component: chloroplast nucleoid.